AUGGACUCGAGUCGCUUAUCACCGACGUCACCGUUAACGCCAGACCGCUCCUGGUCCCAUCCUUGCUCUGUAAAAGAUGCCUCCCCUUUCGACCUGUCUGCGCCAUCCCAUUCGCAUGAAACGCCAUUGCAGAAUGAGAACAGCCCCGUCAACCCCGAAUCCACCAAUUUCGAUCAUCACGUGUCAAACGCUUUUCAUUCUACUUCGUCAGAAAAAUCCCAGGAGUUUCGCGCCGCCGCGAAAGCCUCGGCAAUCUCAAGGUUAUGGGGCGGCGCCGGCGCGGCAGCCACUGCUCUGCCAGCAUGCGGCCGGCAGGGAUGUGGAGUUGACGGACCGGCAGCUAUUAGCCGGCCGUUGACCGGCGACGAGGAGCUGUGGUGGCGCGCAAUGCAUGGCGGCACUGGCGUCUGUGUUGUGGGGUUGCAAAUCUCCGGCCACGUCAGCAUCGACGAGGUUCGGGCAGCCAUCGAAACUCUGUCUGCCCGGCACCCCGUCCUGUCCGCCCGGAUAAUCAAGCCGCCCAAGUCCCACCAGCCCGAGCUCCACGUGUGCCGACCUCCCCAACCAAUCACCGUGCGCGAAUGUGACACUGCUGACGUGGCAACGGCGGACGAGUCAGAUUGUCAGAAUGGAAUGUUGCAUCGUGUGGUCGAAUCGGAGCUAAACACGCCCAUGGUCGACGGUCGGGAUCAUCCUGGGGCUACGAAUAAUAGAGAUAAGGGCGAGGCGUCUGUUGACGUGUUCCAGAUCCACGUGUACGCAUCCCAUUCGUCCACGCUCGUCGCGCUCCGCUCGCACAUCGCCGCGCUGGACGAGCAUUCGGCGCCGCCCAUCGCGGCGGAAUUCUUGGAAGAACUGCGACGUGUGAAGAAGCAUCUGAACCGCGACUCGUCAUCCUCCCCAUCCUCCCCUUCCUGCUCUUCCCCUACCUCCUCUCCUUCCUCUUCCCCAUCUCCCUCCUCCUCCUCCUUCUCGUCCUCUGAAGAUCAGACCGCCGCACCUUCCCUUCCUCCUCCCCUCGCUGCGCUCCUCCCCAAGGCCCUCUCCGCUAAAAGCUCAUCCGUUAAAGGCACCUUCGCGCAAGCCUUCAACGCCGUGGGUUACGUGCGCAACGCCCUCAUUUCCUCGCACCUUCCUUUCGAGCCCGGGCGAGCUGACUCGAGGAAGAAUUCGUUUACGACGCGAUUCGCUACAGUCACAUUCACUAAGGAGGAAACGUCCGCCCUUCUGGCCGCAGCGGAGUCGCACGGGUGCUCCCUGUUCUCCCUGGAGUGCGCAGCAGGGCUCAAAGCUGCCGCCCGGAUGAAGCAACUGGGCGGCAGAACUGAAGUUUUCAGCCUGGGAAGUGCCAUUGGCUGCCGCACCAUUCUCGGCUCGCUCCAUCCCCAGACCGCCUUGCUUGAGAAACAUGUCUAUGCUGCUUCUCAAAUGAAAUCUUGCAAUUUGUUUCCCUUACGUUUUCCCCACCCUUUCCCCCCUUCCUCCCAACUAUUCCCUCCCCACCCUCCCCCCUCCAGCGCCAUUGGUUGCCGCACCAUUCUCGACCCGCCCCUUCCCCAGACCGCCUUGGGCGAGUACAUGUCAAUGCUGCCUCUCAAGCAGGAGGUUUCCGAGAAGCUGCCCUUCUGGGACGUUGCCACGUCAAUCAGCGCCCAUGCUGAGUCAGCGCUGCAGCGCCAGCAGCAGUUCACAGACAUGCCAGUUCUCGAGCUGCUCUUCUCCACGGUACGUGGGGAUUCACGGGUUACAACAGGGAGAAUCCACUUGUUCAUAGUAACAGUGCUCUGCUGGUGCGAGUCAGCCCUGCAGCAGUAG
This is a messenger RNA of Closterium sp. NIES-65, 1815 nucleotides long. The record is from the annotation of a GenBank genome assembly. NCBI's taxonomy places the organism in Eukaryota, Viridiplantae, Streptophyta, Zygnematophyceae, Desmidiales, Closteriaceae.